Molecule: messenger RNA, 1033 nt
Organism: Melampsora larici-populina 98AG31
Lineage: Eukaryota; Fungi; Basidiomycota; Pucciniomycetes; Pucciniales; Melampsoraceae
Exons: 2
Coding region: 67-735 (222 amino acids)
Source: RefSeq, a predicted model, not a curated record
UCAAAAAAAGAUUUAAUUAGUAACUUUAAAUUAUCAAUCUUAUCUACUCCUAAAUUUAAGAUUCCAAUGACUUCUUCAAAUCAUCCAAGUAUUAGAUGGCAAUCAACACCAACGAUCCGUCCAACUCUUUCAGCUACGAUUAUGCAUAAUGGAAGACGUUAUAUAACAAGAAGUGAAGAAGACGAAAUUUCAAAAGAUGAAGAUGAAAGAUUCUUUCCAAUCUUAGGAUCUAAUACUUUAUUAAACGGAUUACAAGGACUUUGGGUAGGAUAUUAUGGAUUUCAUCAUGGAGUCGAAUUUGGAAACCUUUCGAUCGAUCCUAUUUCAAACCAACCUAAUUUAUUACAAAUCACAUUUGUUAAAAUCACGGGGGAUAGAAAUGUACCAAGUGGGAUUGUGAGUUGGAAAACUAUUGUGGAUCGGAAAAGAAAUCAAAAUGGUCAGAUUAAAGGAGUUGUGGAUUUGGAUUGGAUCGAACGUUUGGAUUCUGGUCAAGUUGAUCCUAGUGAAUGGAGUUCUGGUCGUGUAAAAGGUCAAGGUAGAGUUGCCAAUUUGAAUUAUGAGAAUCCAGUUUGGAUAAAUACUUCUAUAAGUUUUAUUGAAGAAAAUCAAUCAGAUGUAGAAAAUGCAGAAGGAGAAGAAGAAAAAGAAGAAGAAUGGAAUGGAUCUAAUGUUAAGUCAAUCAGAGUAGUUUGGCAUGAAUUAAAUCAUGUUUCUAGUUUUUAUAAAGUUUAAACCAAAAAAAAAGUUUAUUUUAAAAAAAUCUCUCUCAACUUUCAAGAAGAAGAAAAAAACAGAACGUGUUCAAGAAUUGGAAAGAAUAAAAGGAUUUGUCUUUUUGUUUUGUUCUGUGUUUUUUAUUCAUUUUUUUCAAUAAACGUCUUUGUAAAAGUGGUCAUCUUUUCUUUUGGAUUUGUCAUUGGGCUUCUUUGUAUUUGUAAAAGCAGUAAGCAACUUGUACAAAUUGAUAAAUGAAGUUAUGUAAUUAGCAUAUACAUGAAGUAUUAAUGAUUAAUCAAACUAUUUUUUUUGU